This is a messenger RNA of Podarcis muralis (Common wall lizard), 13589 nucleotides long. NCBI's taxonomy places the organism in Eukaryota, Metazoa, Chordata, Lepidosauria, Squamata, Lacertidae. The record is from RefSeq and is a predicted model, not a curated record.
AUGUUGCAAAGUUACCCUAAUGAUUUAUGUUAACUAUUAGUAGAGCAUAUUGUUGAAUACAAAGCUGAAUCUGCUUUGUACGGAGUACAGUCUUGGCAAACACUGCUUGAUUGGCUGCUCAGAAGAUUCUCUCUCCCCCUCCCCACCUCUGUAAAGAAUUUCUACAAGGGCAUUUUGGGUUGUUUUGUGCCCCCCCACCCCCGGAAUGAUUGCAAAGUGGAUGUGGUUCAGGGAAACCAACCUUUAAUGGCAGAGAUUUUUAAAGACUGAAGCUGAUGAAAAUAUCAGAGGAUGGCAGCCAGGGAAGAGAGCAGCAAGCCCCAAAGGCGAGAGAGCAGAAGAAGCUGCAGCAGAAGCCCUGCCGAGCCCAGACUGCCACAACUGGUGGAGGUCUCCCAUACCAGAAGCCAAGACAAACAACUGGGGGAAGCAACUUCCAGAGAGGUAUUCCAAACAGGGAAGACUACAAAACCUGAACAUCUUUCCAGUUGGCACCCUCGGGUGAGGCCUGAGAAUCCAAAACAAGGAUCUUUCCGAAAUGAUGGUUUAAAAGCUGCUGAUGUCCUUCCCAUACUAAAGGAAAAAGUUGCCUUUGUUUCAGGUGGCCGUGAUAAACGGGGAGGUCCCAUCCUGACAUUUCCAGCACGCAGCAAUCACGACAGAAUAAGGCAGGAAGACCUUCGGAAACUUGUGACUUACUUGGCUAGCGUGCCAAGUGAAGAUGUCUGCAAACGAGGGUUUACUGUCAUCAUUGAUAUGAGGGGAUCUAAGUGGGACCUGAUCAAGCCCCUAUUGAAGACUCUUCAGGAGGCCUUCCCUGCAGAAAUUCAUGUUGCCCUGAUAAUCAAGCCUGAUAACUUCUGGCAGAAGCAGAAGACAAAUUUUGGAAGUUCCAAAUUUAUCUUUGAGACAAGCAUGGUCUCUGUUGAAGGCCUAGCAAAACUGGUGGAUCCCUCCCAACUAACAGAGGAAUUUGAAGGAUCCUUGGAUUACAAUCAUGAUGAAUGGAUAGAGUUGAGAGUUUCAUUGGAAGAGUUUUUCAACAGUGCCAUCCAUUUGUUAUCCAGGCUAGAGGACCUUCAGGAAAUGUUGGCUAGGAAGGAAUUUCCAGUGGAUGUGGAGGGCUCAAGAAGACUAAUAGAUGAACACACGCAGCUCAAGAAGAAAGUAAUUAAAGCUCCAGUAGAAGAAUUGGAUCGUGAGGGCCAGAGGUUAUUACAAUGCAUAAGGUGCAGUGAUGGUUUUUCUGGUAGGAACUGCAUUCCUGGCAGUGCAGAUUUCCAAAGUCUUGUGCCAAAGAUCACCAGCCUUUUGGACAAGCUGCAUUCAACUCGGCAACACUUGCAUCAGAUGUGGCAUGUCCGGAAACUGAAACUAGACCAGUGUUUUCAACUUCGACUUUUUGAGCAAGAUGCAGAAAAGAUGUUUGAUUGGAUCAGUCACAACAAAGAGUUGUUCCUGCAGAGCCACACUGAAAUUGGAGUGAACUACCAACAUGCCCUGGAUUUGCAGACACAGCAUAAUCAUUUUGCUAUGAAUUCUAUGAAUGCCUACGUGAAUAUAAAUCGCAUCAUGUCGGUUGCAUCCAGGCUUUCAGAGGCUGGCCAUUAUGCAUCUCAACAAAUUAAACAAAUUUCUACCCAGCUAGAUCAAGAAUGGAAGAGCUUUGCUGCAGCACUGGAUGAGCGCAGCACUAUACUAGCAAUGUCUGCUGUGUUUCACCAGAAGGCUGAACAGUUCCUUUCUGGUGUAGAUGCCUGGUGCAAAAUGUGCAGUGAAGGAGGCCUCCCCUCUGAAAUGCAAGACCUUGAACUGGCCAUCCAUCAUCAUCAGUCCCUUUAUGAACAGGUCACCCAAGCCUACACGGAGGUAAGCCAGGAUGGAAAGGCUUUGCUGGAUGUCUUACAGCGUCCCUUGAGUCCGGGGAAUUCAGAAUCUCUUACUGCCACAGCUAAUUAUUCCAAGGCUGUUCACCAAGUUUUGGAUGUGGUCCAUGAGGUCUUGCAUCACCAACGGCGUUUGGAGAGCAUCUGGCAGCACAGGAAGGUCCGGUUACAUCAGAGGCUUCAACUUUGUGUUUUCCAGCAAGAUGUUCAGCAGGUAUUGGACUGGAUUGAAAACCAUGGGGAAGCCUUCCUUAGUAAACACACUGGAGUGGGAAAAUCCCUGCAUCGGGCACGAGCUCUUCAGAAAAGACAUGACGAUUUUGAAGAAGUAGCACAGAAUACCUAUACUAAUGCAGACAAGCUACUGGAAGCAGCAGAGCAGUUGGCUCAAACCGGAGAGUGUGACCCUGAAGAGAUCUACAAGGCAGCACGGCAUCUGGAAGUGCGGAUUCAGGACUUUGUCAGAAGAGUGGAGCAGAGGAAGCUUCUUUUGGACAUGUCUGUAUCCUUCCACACUCAUACCAAAGAGCUGUGGACAUGGAUGGAAGACCUGCAGAAGGAGCUCUUGGAAGAUGUUUGUGCUGACUCAGUGGAUGCUGUUCAAGAACUCAUCAAGCAGUUCCAGCAGCAGCAAACAGCUACCCUCGAUGCAACCCUCAAUGUAAUCAAAGAAGGUGAAGAUCUAAUCCAGCAGCUCAGGGAUUCAGCAGUCUCUAACAAUAAAACGCCACACAAUAGUUCCAUCAGCCACAUUGAAUCUGUCCUCCAGCAGCUUGAUGAAGCCCAAGUACAGAUGGAAGAGCUCUUUCAUGAGAGAAAGAUUAAGCUAGACAUUUUCCUUCAGCUCCGAAUUUUUGAACAGUACACCAUUGAGGUAACAGCUGAGUUAGAUGCCUGGAAUGAGGACUUGCUAAGGCAAAUGAAUGAUUUCAAUACUGAGGACCUGACCCUGGCAGAGCAGCGCCUGCAGAGACACACAGAGCGGAAGCUGGCUAUGAACAACAUGACCUUUGAGGUCAUCCAGCAAGGGCAAGAUUUGCACCAGUACAUCAUGGAAGUCCAAGCUUCAGGCAUUGAAUUGAUCUGUGAAAAAGACAUUGAUCUAGCAACACAAGUGCAAGAACUGCUGGAGUUUCUUCAUGAGAAGCAACAUGAGCUGGAGCUCAAUGCUGAUCAGACGCACAAGCGGCUGGAGCAGUGCCUUCAGCUCCGACACUUGCAGGCAGAGGUCAAGCAGGUCCUUGGCUGGAUCCGGAAUGGAGAAUCAAUGCUCAAUGCCAGCCUUGUCAAUGCAAGUUCACUGUCAGAAGCUGAGCAGCUCCAGAGAGAGCACGAGCAGUUCCAGCUGGCCAUAGAGUCCCUCUUUCAUGCCACUUCCUUGCAGAAGACGCACCAGAGUGCCCUCCAGGUGCAGCAGAAGGCGGAGGUAUUGCUGCAGGCUGGGCACUACGAUGCUGAUGCCAUAAGGGAAUGCGCAGAAAAGGUGGCACUGCACUGGCAGCAACUAAUGUUGAAGAUGGAAGACAGGCUGAAGCUGGUUAAUGCAUCUGUCGCUUUUUAUAAAACCUCAGAGCAGGUUUGCAGUGUGCUAGAGAGUUUGGAACAGGAAUAUCGAAGAGAUGAAGACUGGUGUGGAGGUCGGGAUAAGCUUGGACCAGCAUCUGAAAUAGACCAUGUCAUCCCCUUAAUCAGCAAACAUCUGGAACAAAAAGAAGCCUUUCUCAAGGCCUGCACACUAGCACGAAGGAAUGCAGAAGUGUUUCUCAAGUACAUUCACCGAAACAACGUCAGCAUGCCAGGGGGAGUGGGCCAUACGAGGGGACCUGAGCAACAAGUCAAAGCCAUUCUGAGUGAGCUGCUGCAGAGAGAGAACAGAGUUCUUCACUUCUGGACCUUGAAGAAACGGCGAUUAGAUCAGUGCCAGCAGUAUGUGGUCUUUGAGCGUAGUGCUAAGCAGGCCUUAGACUGGAUUCAGGAAACAGGAGAGUAUUAUCUUUCUACUCACAACUCUACUGGGGAAUCAGCAGAAGAAACUCAGGAACUUCUGAAAGAAUAUGGAGAAUUCAAAGUACCUGCCAAGCAAACCAAGGAGAAAGUGAAGCUUCUCAUUCAGCUGGCUGAUAGCUUUGUAGAGAAAGGGCAUACUCAUGCCACUGAAAUUAGGAAAUGGGUUACCACCGUCGACAAACGCUAUCGGGACUUUUCACUGAGGAUGGGGAAAUACCGCUACUCUUUGGAAAAAGCUCUUGGAAUCAAUACAGAGGAUAACAAGGACCUGGAAUUAGACAUCAUUCCAGCAAGUCUGUCAGAUCGCGAAGUGAAGCUGCGUGAUGCCAAUCACGAAGCUAAUGAAGAAAAAAGGAAGUCAGCCAGAAAGAAAGAAUUCAUCAUGGCUGAACUGCUUCAGACUGAGAAGGCCUAUGUCAGGGAUUUACAUGAAUGUUUAGAGACCUAUCUUUGGGAAAUGACAAGUGGCGUAGAGGAGAUACCCCCAGGGAUUCUUAACAAAGAGCACAUAAUUUUUGGCAACAUCCAGGAGAUUUAUGACUUUCAUAAUAACAUUUUUCUGAAAGAACUGGAAAAAUAUGAACAACUCCCUGAAGAUGUGGGUCAUUGCUUUGUCACCUGGGCAGAUAAAUUUCAGAUGUAUGUUACCUACUGUAAAAACAAGCCUGACUCCAGCCAGCUAAUCCUAGAACAUGCAGGAACAUUCUUCGACGAAAUUCAGCAGAGGCAUGGUCUGGCCAACUCCAUUUCCUCAUACUUAAUCAAACCUGUCCAGAGGAUUACCAAAUACCAGCUUUUAUUGAAGGAGCUUUUAACAUGCUGUGAAGAAGGGAAGGGAGAACUCAAGGAUGGUUUGGAAGUGAUGCUCAGUGUUCCCAAGAAAGCCAAUGAUGCCAUGCAUGUUAGCAUGUUGGAAGGAUUUGAUGAAAAUCUGGAUGUUCAGGGAGAACUGAUCCUUCAAGAUUCCUUUCAAGUGUGGGACCCCAAAUCUCUCAUCCGGAAGGGUCGUGAGAGACAUUUGUUUCUCUUUGAAAUUUCUCUUGUUUUCAGCAAAGAGAUCAAAGAUUCUGCAGGGCAUACUAAAUAUGUUUACAAGAACAAAUUACUGACCUCAGAGCUGGGAGUGACAGAGCAUGUGGAAGGAGAUCCCUGCAAAUUUGCCUUGUGGUCUGGACGGACUCCCUCCUCAGAUAACAAAACAGUGCUGAAAGCAUCCAAUAUUGAAACAAAACAGGAGUGGAUAAAAAAUAUUCGGGAAGUGAUUCAGGAAAGGAUGAUACACUUAAAGGGAGCCUUGAAAGAGCCAAUACAGCUCCCCAAAACCCCAGCAAAGCAAAGAAACAACAGUAAGAGAGAGGGAGGAGAAGAUGCCGACAGCCAAGGAGAUGGGAGCAGUCAGCCAGACACAAUUUCAAUUGCAUCCAGAACUUCUCAAAAUACAGUGGACAGUGACAAGCUGUCUGGAGGAUGUGAACUAACUGUGGUACUACAAGACUUUAUAGCCAGCCAUAGUAGUGAGCUGAGUAUCCAGGUGGGGCAAACGGUGGAGUUACUGGAAAGGCCAAGUGAAAGGCCCGGCUGGUGUUUGGUACGGACAACAGAGCGGAGUCCUCCUCAGGAAGGGCUGGUCCCCAGCAGUGCUCUCUGUAUCUCACAUUCCCGGAGCAGUGUGGAGAUGGACUGUUUCUUUCCUUCAGGAAAAGAUUCCUAUUCAGCAUCCUCUAAUGAAAAUGGAGGGAAAUCUGAAUCGGUGGCCAAUUUGCAGCCUCAUUCAUCCAUCAAUUCCAUCCAGAGCUCCCCUGGUCCAAAGCGCUCUACCAACACACUGAAGAAAUGGCUAACCAGUCCAGUACGCCGAUUGAAUAGUGGAAAGGCAGACAGUAACAUCAAGAAGCAGAAGAAAGUGCGCGAAGGAAGGAAAAGCUUUGACCUGGGAUCCCCCAAGCCUGGAGACGAGACCACGCCCCAGGGAGACAGUGCAGAUGAGAAGAGCAAGAAAGGUUGGGGCGAAGAUGAGCCAGAUGAAGAAUCUCAUACACCACUCCCUCCUCCUAUGAAGAUUUUUGAUAAUGAUCCCACACAGGAUGACAUGUCCUCCUCUUUGCUAGCUGCUCGACAGAGCAUCUCCGAUGUCCCAACUGCAGCGGAUCUUGUCAGUGCAAUAGAAAAACUGGUCAAAAGCAAGCUGAAUCCCAUGACAGCUGAUCUAGAAGACCAGUUUAAGCACUGCUUACAAACAUUAGAAGGAGGCUCCUACCGGGGAAGCUUAAAGGAUUCCACUGGAUGCUUGAACGAAAAUGUGACACCUUCAACUCCUCCUUCAAGAAACCUUGAAGAAGAACAAAAAGCCAAAGCUAUGAGAGGCAGAAUGUUUGUUUUAAAUGAACUUGUACAGACAGAGAAAGACUAUGUCAAAGACUUAGGAAUCGUGGUGGAGGGAUUCAUGAAAAGGAUAGAAGAAAAAGGUGUUCCUGAAGACAUGAAAGGGAAAGACAAGAUAGUGUUCGGUAACAUUCACCAGAUCUAUGACUGGCACAAAGAUUUUUUUCUUGCUGAACUGGAAAAGUGCCUUCAAGAGCAUGACCGUUUAGCACAGCUCUUCAUCAAACAUGAGAGGCGAUUACACAUGUAUGUGGUGUACUGUCAAAACAAACCAAAAUCUGAAUAUAUAGUAGCGGAAUGUGGUGCAUAUUUUGAGGAGGUGCAACAAGAAAUAAACCAGCGGCUAUCACUCAGUGACUUCUUAAUAAAGCCCAUUCAAAGAAUAACCAAGUACCAGCUGCUACUCAAGGAUUUUCUAAAAUAUAGUGAAAAAGCUGGGCUGGAAUGUUCAGAGACAGAGAAAGCUGUGGAGCUGAUGUGCCUUGUUCCUAAACGCUGCAAUGACAUGAUGAACCUGGGUCGUCUUCAGGGCUUUGAGGGCAAGCUGGCAGCCCAAGGGAAGUUGCUACAGCAGGAUACAUUCUAUGUAACAGAGCAGGAUUCUGGAGGUCUCUCUCGGCCAAAAGAACGCAGAGUUUUCCUCUUUGAGCAAAUUGUCAUCUUUAGUGAACUUCUGAGGAAAGGCUCUCUAACACCUGGGUACCUGUUUAAGCGAAGCAUAAAGAUGACAUACCUAAUCCUUGAGGAUAAUGUGGACAAUGAUCCCUGCAAAUUCGCACUCAUGAGUCGGGAAACGUCAGAAAGGCUCAUUUUGCAGGCAGCCAAUCCUGAAAUCCAGCAAGCUUGGGUGGAGGAUAUCAAUCAAGUGCUGGACACACAGAGGGACUUCUUAAAUGCACUACAGUCUCCUAUAGAGUACCAGCGCAAAGAAAACAGCAGUUCUGCUGUAAUGAGACCCCAGACCAGCAGGGUACCUCAGCCCAUCACCAGACCCUAUUCCUCAGGUCCAGUAGGGUCGGAUAAACCUUUGAAGGCUACAAUGCGUAACCCAUCUCUUCCACCUCUGAAAAUAUCUACCUCCAAUGGCAGCACAGGGCACGAGCAGCACCAGCCUGGGGACAAAUAUGAACUAAUCAAGAAUGACUUGGGUGGGUGCAAUGGGACCUCUUCUAUGGUGGUCAUCAAAGAUUACUAUGCACUGAAGGAGAAUGAAAUCUGUGUCAACCAGGGUGAGGUGGUCCAAGUACUUGCCAUUAACCAGCAGAACAUGUUCCUUGUGUACCAGCCUGCCAAUGACCAUUCACCAGCAGCAGAAGGAUGGAUCCCAGGGAAUAUAUUGGCUCCCCUCACUAAAUCAACUACAGAUAAUAGCGAUGGAGGCAUAAAGAAGUCAUGUUCAUGGCAUACCCUGCGCAUGAGAAAGCGGGCAGAAAAGGAAAGCAGUGGCAAAACUGAAGCCAAUGGCCUACGUAAACCCAAGGAUAUUCUGGGCAACAAAGUCUCUGUUAAAGAGACAAACAGUUCAGAGGAGUCAGAAUGUGAUGACCUUGAUCCCAACACUAGCAUGGAGAUCAUCAACCCAAACUUCAUCCAGGAAGUUGCUCCAGAGUUUCUCGUGCCCUUAGUGGACAUCACCUGCUUGCUUGGUGACACGGUAAUGUUGCAGUGCAAAGUCUGUGGGCGACCAAAGCCAACCAUAACCUGGAAAGGACCAGAUCAGAACAUCCUUGACAACGACAACAGCACAGCUGCAUAUGCAGUUUCCUCCUGCGAUUCAGGUGAAAUCACUCUGAAGAUCUGUAACGUGAUGCCUCAAGACAGCGGUAUUUAUACUUGUGUGGCAACAAAUGAGCUUGGAACAGCAUCCACAUCGGCUACAAUAAAAGUACAAGGUGUCCCUGCAGCCCCAAAUCGCCCUAUUGCUCAGGAAAGAAGCUGCACCUCAGUGAUUCUUCGCUGGCUGCCUCCAUCCAGUACAGGGAACUGCACCAUUUCAGGUUACACAGUGGAGUACAGAGAAGAAGGCUCACAGGUCUGGCAGCAGUCUGUUGCCUCCACCUUGGACACCUACCUCGUUAUUGAAGAUCUCACACCUGGAUGCCAAUAUCAGUUCCGAGUCAGCGCCAGCAACCCCUGGGGAAUCAGUUUGCCCAGCGAAGCCUCUGAGUUUGUGAAACUUCCAGAAUAUGACUCUGCAGCAGAUGGAGCCACCGUGACCUGGAAAGAGAACUUUGAUUUCGCCUACACAGAACUGAAUGAGAUUGGAAGGGGUCGAUUUGCUGUUGUAAAGAAAUGUAUCCACAAAGCCACCAGGAAGGAUGUUGCAGUGAAGUUCAUCAAUAAAAAAAUGAAGAAGGAGGAGCAGGCAGCACACGAGGCAGCCAUGUUGCAACAUUUGCAGCAUCCUCAGUAUAUCACUAUUCAUGACACCUAUGAGUCACCUUCCUCCUAUAUAUUAAUUUUAGAACUGAUGGAUGAUGGCCGUCUCUUGGACUACUUAAUGAAUCAUGAUGAAUUGAUGGAGGAGAAAGUAGCUUUUUACAUAAGAGACACAAUGGAAGCCUUACAGUACCUUCACAACUGCCGAGUCGCUCAUUUGGAUAUAAAGCCAGAAAAUUUGCUCAUUGACUUGCGGAUCCCGGUGCCUCGCGUUAAGCUAAUAGACCUGGAAGAUGCUGUUCAAAUCACUGGCCAUUACCAUGUUCAUCAUCUCCUUGGAAACCCUGAAUUUGCUGCUCCAGAAGUUAUCCAAGGUGCUCCUGUUUCACUGGGCACAGAUAUUUGGAGCCUGGGUGUGCUCACCUAUGUCAUGCUGAGUGGUGUGUCCCCCUUUCUGGAUGAAAGCAGGGAGGAGACUUGCAUCAAUGUGUGCCGAGUGGACUUCAGCUUUCCCAAUGAGUACUUCUGUGAUGUAAGCCAUGCUGCCAGAGACUUCAUCACUGUCAUCCUUCAGGAAGACUUCAGGAGGAGGCCAACAGCAGCCACUUGUCUGCAGCACCCUUGGCUACAGUUUCACAACGGCAGCUAUUCCAAAAUCCCACUGGAUACCUCACGCCUAUCCAGCUUCAUUGAACGCCGCAAACACCAGUUUGAUGUGCGGCCAAUUCCCAAUGUUAAGAGUUUCAUAAUGAGCAGGAUGAACCCAGGAAUAUAAUGCAAUACAAGUACCUUGAGUUGACACUGAAGCACCGUGGCAUGUGAAAAGAGAGAAGGUGGAAUCUCUCUCUUUAUGUCUGUGUAAAGUAUUCUAGUUGAUGUGAUGUCAAAGAAAGUGUAUGUACUUUUCCAGCAGUUGCAUAUCUAACUGGUUAGAACUAGAGGCUUUCAGAUGUUGCAUAUGCAACUCCUCGCGUGGCUUAUCUUGCAAUGAUGAAGUCAUGUCAAAUACAGAAGAAUAUUUUAGAAAACGACAUCAUUUGAAAAUGGUAACCAAAACACCAUUGCCUUACUUUUGAAAGGCAGCCUUCUCAAAGACCUCGACACCCUUGCUGAUCUUAUUAAACUUUAACUCAUGUAUUUGAAAGGCAACUGAAAGUAAAGAAAUAAAACUAGGCUGACCCUCCACAGUCAGCAUUUCCUGAAACAACAACACUGGACUGGAUUCGAGAUUUUGCAGAAAUAGUUGCUCCUCAAGUCCUAAUGAAGCUCUGUUUCACUAGGAGAAUUCCACUUGUCUUCAAUAAGAAUUAACCUUGUGGCAGAAUUGUUUUUUAUGGCCCUUGUGCUAUCAUAAUGUCAGCUUUGCCUGUAAAGUGACUUAGGUAUGCGGUAUUGGUCAGGAUCAUAGUAUACCUUUGUCAAAAGUCCUUUGGAUUCUCCAGCAUUCACAUGUUCAAAGCUAACAUACUGUAAAGUAGCAAUGUGCUACAGCUGAGAUGGUAAAUUCACUGGAACAAAAAAUGUUUUGAUGAAGCACAAUGAGACAUUUUUUAAACUAACUUUUUAUAGCUCUUGUACAGACUUUUUUGUGAAACCUAUGUGUUGAGAAAAGGCUAUGUUACAAUAAUUACUGUUAUCUGUAAACUAGAUGUCAAAGACUUUUUCUAUUGCAGAAUGUUUGUUGAGUUCUCAUAUAGUCUGUAAAAUGAAAAGGAAUCUUAUUCCUUUUUCAGUUUUAAAAGUUGAUCAGUUGUGAAAUCAAUCCAAAGUUGGCCAAAGUGUGGUAAACAUAGUGGGUCCAUCCUUACAAUAAUUGCUUCAAAAUUAGUCUUGAUGUGUGAGACUGGUAGUUUACUGCAUAUCUGUACACAUGCAUCUCUCUUCCUAGCUCCAGAAUCCUAACUUCUAUGCUAGCAUAUUUGUUCCAUCCCAAACUCUGGUGUUAAAUAACAAUUCAAAAAAGACUAUUAAUAUUAAAAGUAAUGGUCCAUUAUUGUGCACUAAACACACCACUAACUUAAUAGCCCCUUAUAAAUCAUCAAAGUAUUAUCAAACUAAGAAGCUUUUGAAUGAUAGUUCCAAAUUGCUGUUAUCUCAAAUUAAUAUUGUAAGAACUAGUCCAGCUAUUUACACCAAGAGGAAUUUAGUGCCAAGACAGUGACUGACCAUAUCCUAAUCAUUUAGAAAUCAAUCAGCAAUUCAUAGUUAACUUUUUCCUCUAUCCCAUCAACUAAUCUUCUAUAAACUCUGCAAUGUGGCAAUGGACCUAGUAAUAAUCAAAGGCGUGGUGAGCUCUCUCAUUUUGCCUGUUCGGUUGGCAUCCAUUUGUUGAACACAAUGUACUAAUGGUUCUGGCACAUCUUUUAGUCACUUGUGUCCUAAGCAGCUGUCAGGAUUAGGCAACCUGGUAGCCAAGUGACAAGGGUUCUGUAGCCUCUCAGUGGUACAUGACAUAUUAUAUUAACCUGGAGUAUUUUACCGUUUUCUCCUUUCUCUUGCCCACAACCCCAAAUAGAUCAAAUCAGGUGCUGUAAAUGUUCUUACUACAGUGAGAGUAAUAAGAAAGGUGGUGAACACAGUGAUGUCUGGUGACCAAGAAACAAGCCAACAAAUCAGUACAGAAAAGGAGAAAGGUACUUGACUUAGAUUUUCUGGCUAGAAAAUGUGGUUCACAAGCAGAGGGCCUUUCCAUAGGGAAAGAAGCUGAUGUCCUUUAACUUUUCAAUGAAGUGUUUUUUCCUGCUAUUUUUUAAUCAAGAGGUUUGUUAUACUAUGAUCAUCCAACCCACUGUUAUAAUAAGGAAUGUGAGGAUAGGAUCAACUCUUGAGGUUCCUUUUAGUUGCUACAAUUUCCUCAAGGCACUGACAAUCAUCCAGAGGCGGAGCAUAUCAGCUCAGGUAUAAACAACGGCCAAGAUCCAGCCCAAGUUACCCAUGGCGGAAUCCCACUGUAAUCAAUGGAAGAUAUUAGUCACAACUAAGUAGUCCUAGUAACUUCAGUGUGACCUAGGCUAGCUACAAUCCUAUGCAUACUUAAUGGAAAGCUAGUUGUGCUGAACACAGUGGGUACUUCCUUCUGAGCAUGGGCAGCCCAAAACAUGUUGAUGUCAGAGGCAAAGGGACAAGAUGGUGUCUUUCCCCAUUCUAUGUACAAAAGCCAAGGAGACUUUAGCUCUCUUGAUGGGGCAGCAUCCUCCACUGCACCUGAGUGCUGUGAGCUAGUUCAGGGAUGCAUUACAGGCCAUGCGACACAAAGGCUUUCAGCAUCUGCGCAAGGCGGCUUCUUCAUGUUACAUGAUAACAAUUGAGCCAACGCUGCUUCUGAAUAAACAUACGUAACAUAGUGAAACCAGACUCCAUGUCAUGGAUCACUUCACUGGAACCAAGGGCAACCUCAGUAAAGCAUCACAACUUUUAGAUACGAUAAAAGAAACAGAUGUGGAUCUUUGCCACAUCUCCUUGUUCUUUCCAGCUGCAGUAGCCGCAUCAAAAAUGCCUACCUACUUUCUAGUUCUGUUCUUCUACAUAUACGUGGAAGAGUGACUGUCAAAAUGUGUAUCUACUUUUGGUUCUUUUAUUUGUGAUUCUAGGGAAAUCCAAAAGAGAUUACUUAAGCAUCCUUGAAACAAACCUCUAUGGUACAUUAAAAUCCCUAUGGAAUAAUCACCCAUGGGGGGGGGGGAAUACCUGAAUCUGUGACAAGCAAAUAGGCAGGCACUGACUGCUGUUUUAUCAUGAAGUCUUGAGAGUUGUUUUCUCAGGCAUGAAGCAGUUUUUGCUUCAAAGGGCUUUGUAAUGUGAAUGUAAAAUCUACAUUGAACCAGAAUACCAUGGAUGUCUUACCUUCUGCAGCAACAUCAAUAACAUCCAAGAGGCUCAAAGGUCAUUUAGGCAUUAUGUGUGACAAUUCCUGGAAUCUUGCUUUUAAUCUUUUGUAACAAAGCAACUUAAGACUGGCUGCAUAUCUGUGUGUUCAUGUGUGCCCUUCAUCCUCUGCUGAUUUUGAUGGAUAUGUCAUCUGCAGCCGGUAGUUGUAUGCAACAAAGUGUGACUAGCCACGGUUUGGGACCAUUGGAUUAUAACUAGGAAUUGCUAGACACAACUUAGUUCUCAGAUGAAUAUCUGUGUGCCAUUGCAUGGAAUAUAUCUUUCCUAUCCAUUUGUAGAAGAAAAUCCUCCACAGGGCUCUGGUUUCUCCCCAAAGCUGAUUGUUUAUGGACUGACACAUCAGAAAAUGGUGCUUUCCUAAGAGAAUAAAUGUCAGAUUCCUUUUUUUUUUUUUUUUUUGGCUCCCCAAGCUGGUUAUACAAUUACUGUCCAAUAUCAAACUGCUUCUAGAAUCGUUAUACUAGUGACUGUUAACAUGCCAGGAUUCUGUAAUUUCUCAGCUUAUACUCUGUUCUACUUAAGCCAUAUCUUAUCCUUAUGCUCCCUUUUUCAGUGCUGGUGCUUUUGCAUCUUUCUGUCAAACCAUUCGAGUCUGCUUUUGCUAGCAUGUCACUUCAACCGUAUACUACUGAAAAUAAGGUCAGACAUGUAAAGGGCACAGCAGACUACUAAAAAGACACUUUUAAAAAUAUUUGCAACAAUCAUUUCUGUGGUGGUGGUAGGGAUUGUAUUAAGAGCUUAAAAAAUUCAAGGUGCAAACGAAUUCCACAGCCUUAAUCAUUUUCAGUCUUUUGCUGGUCUGCCUUAAGUGUUAUCUCAUUAUUUAUUAUUGAUUUUGUUUUGUAUGCAUAUGUGUUUUCUAAAACAUUUUGUAAAUAUUUUAUUUAUACUUCUGAUUCUUCAUGUGUAAUGUUGUAAAGUGAUUUCCUGCUGUCACAUGUUCUUACUCUUCUGCAGUAUAUAUAAAUAUAUAUGUUAUCUACAGAUGAUGAAAUCUACAUUUUAGGCUAUUGCCUUCCUUAUAAAUACAAUAUACAAAAGAUUCAA